Blepharisma stoltei is the source of this 811-nucleotide messenger RNA. The record is from the annotation of a GenBank genome assembly. Lineage: Eukaryota; Ciliophora; Heterotrichea; Heterotrichida; Blepharismidae.
AUGUCAAGCAUAUUCGAGCACUUUCAGUCAAAGCUUAAAGAGAGAGGCAUUACUUCUCAAAAUUUACUUCGUGCAACUUAUAUUUUCGUUGGCUUAAACGUGGUGUGAAUUGGAACUCUGUGAACUUUUUGUUUUAUUGUUAGUCCAACCAAAAAUAUACAAUCCUCAAUUAAUAAUAUAUUUUUAUUUUAUUUUGAAAAUAUUCCAAUGGAUAAUAAAAAAGAUAAGGAUCCCCCCCCUCAUUUGUCCAAUUCUCUAGUCUUUUAUCAUUUGUCCAUUUUUCUAGUUUUUUUUAUAUAGGAAAAAAAAGUUUUUAGGACCUCAUUUGUCCAAUUUUCUAGUCAAAAUUUUGAUAGAAAAAAAAUUUUUUUCAGGACCUCGAUUGUCUCAUUUUCUAGUUUUUUUACAGUAAAAAACUAAAAUUUAGGACAUUCGAAAAAUCCAAAAAUGACUAGAAAAUGGGACAAAUCAUUUUUGACUAGAUUUUGGGACAAAUGAGAUCCUGGAAAAUUUUUUUUCUUAGAAAAAAAAAACCUAGAAAAUUGAACAAAUGAGGGGGGAUCCUUAUAUAGUAAGUAAGCUACCUUGGCAAUUUGUUAAAAAUGCGUUUGCAAAGGUUGAAUAUAAAGCAAAUGCUCAGAAACACCCUAAACGUCUUCCAGAAGAGAAAAGAGGAAGGCUUAGUAUCUCGUUUGUAGAGAUGCUUGUAAUGAAAGGAUUAUUAGGACCAGUGGCAUUGCCCAUAAAAUUAUGGCUUGCAAUUAAAUUGACUAAUUUUUCCCAGACUGCACCUCCCAAUUCUACACAAUAG